CUGGGCUACCGGGAAGGCCCAGGCUGGGGGUGGGGAGGAACUUAGCUGGGGGGCUUGAGGCCCGCCGGCAUCCCCUGCUCUUCAGCCGGGGUUAGAACAGGUGGCGCGGGCCGGGCUUGGCGCUUUGUGUCGGGGCGCAGGGACUCGGUGCGGGCGGCCGCUCCCUUCCCUCCCCUGCUCCCCCGGGCGGCCGCCGGUCGGGUCGGCUGGGUAACGGGGAGAGUCGUCAGGAAUGUGCCUCUGGGGACGCGUGGCUCUCGGAAGGGGAGGUGGCAGAGUGGCGGGAGGCGCGGGAGCCCAGAGGAGGCGCGGGGGUGUCCCCGCAGAGCGGGCAGGGAGAUGCUUUCUUCUAUCCAGGCGCGUUCCGCCGGGCGCGGGCUUCAUUCUUUCACGGCGCCCCUGGGGGACUGGAAGCUGAUGCAUGAGGGACCCACCUAGGCGUUGGAGCGGUGGUGAUGGUUUGGGGAGCAGAGCUGAAGCGUGCUGGGCUUUGGUGAGGCGCGACAGUUUAUCAUGACCGUGUUCAGGCAGGAAAACGUGGAUGACUACUACGACACUGGAGAGGAACUUGGCAGUGGGCAGUUUGCCGUGGUAAAGAAAUGCCGGGAGAAGAGCACAGGGCUGCAGUACGCUGCCAAGUUCAUCAAGAAGCGGAGGACCAAGUCCAGCCGGCGGGGCGUGAGCCGCGAGGACAUCGAGCGUGAGGUCAGCAUCCUGAAAGAGGUGCAGCACCCCAAUGUCAUCACCCUGCAUGAGGUCUACGAGAGCAAGACGGAUGUCAUCCUCAUCCUGGAACUUGUUGCAGGUGGAGAGCUGUUUGACUUCUUAGCUGAGAAGGAAUCACUGACUGAAGAGGAAGCAACUGAAUUUCUCAAGCAAAUUCUGAAUGGUGUUUACUACCUGCAUUCCCUGCAGAUCGCCCACUUUGAUCUUAAGCCUGAGAACAUAAUGCUUUUGGAUAGAAAUGUCCCUAAACCUCGAAUCAAGAUCAUUGACUUUGGUUUGGCCCAUAAAAUUGACUUUGGGAAUGAAUUCAAAAACAUAUUUGGGACACCAGAGUUUGUUGCGCCUGAGAUAGUCAACUAUGAACCACUUGGUCUUGAGGCAGAUAUGUGGAGUAUUGGAGUAAUAACCUAUAUUCUCCUAAGUGGAGCCUCCCCCUUUCUUGGAGACACGAAGCAAGAAACAUUAGCAAAUGUAUCUGCUGUCAACUAUGAAUUUGAGGAAGAGUACUUCAGUAAUACCAGUGGCCUAGCCAAAGAUUUCAUCAGAAGACUGCUGGUCAAAGAUCCAAAGAAGAGAAUGACAAUUCAUGAUAGUUUGCAGCAUCCCUGGAUCAAGCCUAAAGAUACACAACAAGCACUUAGUAGAAAAGCAUCAGCAGUCAACAUGGAGAAAUUCAAGAAGUUUGCAGCCCGGAAAAAAUGGAAACAAUCCGUUCGCUUGAUAUCCCUGUGCCAAAGAUUAUCCAGGUCGUUCCUGUCCCGAAGUAACAUGAGCGUGGCCCGCAGCGAUGAUACUCUGGAUGAAGAAGACUCCUUUGUCAUGAAAGCCAUCAUCCAUGCCAUCAACGAUGACAAUGUUCCCGGCCUGCAACACCUUCUGGGCUCAUUGUCCAACUAUGACGUUAACCAACCCAACAAGCAUGGGACUCCUCCGUUACUCAUCGCUGCUGGCUGUGGAAAUAUUCAGAUACUUCAGCUACUCAUUAAGAGAGGCUCGAGGAUUGAUGUCCAGGAUAAGGGUGGAUCCAAUGCCAUCUACUGGGCCUCUCGUCAUGGCCACGUGGAUACUCUGAAAUUUCUCAAUGAGAACAAAUGCCCUCUGGAUGUGAAAGACAAGUCUGGAGAGACAGCCCUCCACGUGGCAGCUCGCUACGGCCACUCCGAUGUGGUCCAGCUUCUGUGCAGCUUCGGCUCUAAUCCUAAUAUCCAGGACAAGGAGGAAGAAACCCCUCUGCACUGUGCUGCGUGGCAUGGCUACUACUCGGUGGCCAAAUCCCUUUGCGAAGCAGGCUGUAAUGUGAACAUCAAGAACCGAGAAGGAGAGACACCACUGCUGACAGCCUCGGCCAGGGGCUACCAUGACAUCGUGGACUGUCUGGCUGAACACGGAGCUGACCUCAAUGCCUCUGACAAGGAUGGACACAUCGCCCUGCAUCUGGCGGUGAGGCGCUGUCAGGUGGAAGUCAUGAAGGCCCUUCUCGGGCAUGGCUGUUCUGUGGACUUCCAGGACCGGCACGGCAACACACCACUCCACGUGGCCUGCAAAGAUGGCAACGUGCCUAUUGUGGUGGCCCUCUGUGAGGCAGGCUGCAAUUUGGACAUCUCAAACAAGUAUGGACGAACACCACUGCACCUUGCCUCCAACAAUGGGAUUCUGGACGUGGUUCGCUACCUCUGUCUUAUGGGGGCCAACGUGGAGGCACUGACCUCGGAUGGGAAGACAGCAGAGGAUCUUGCUAAAUCAGCUCAGCAUGAGCACGUGGCAGGUCUUCUCGCAAGGCUCCGAAAGGACACACACAGAGGACUCUUCAUCCAGCAGCUCCGACCCACGCAGAAUCUCCAGCCAAGAAUCAAGCUCAAGCUGUUUGGCCACUCGGGGUCUGGGAAAACCACGCUGGUGGAGUCUCUCAAGUGUGGGCUGCUCAGGAGCUUUUUCCGAAGGCGCCGGCCCAGGCUCUCCUCCACCAACUCUACCCGGUUCCCCCCAUCCCCCCUGGCUGCUAAACCCACAGUCUCUGUGAGCAUCAACAACCUGUACCCUGGCUGCGAGAAUGUGAGCGUGAGGAGCCGCAGUAUGAUGUUUGAGCCUGGCCUCACUAAGGGGAUGCUGGAGGUGUUCGUGGCUCCAUCCCAUCACCUGCAUUGUUCAGCGGAUGAUCAAUCCACCAAGGCCAUUGACAUCCAGAAUGCCUAUUUGAAUGGAGUUGGUGAUUUCAGUGUGUGGGAGUUCUCUGGAAAUCCUGUGUACUUCUGCUGCUAUGACUAUUUUGCUGCAAAUGAUCCCACGUCCAUCCAUGUUGUUGUUUUUAGUCUAGAAGAACCCUAUGAGAUCCAGUUGAACCAAGUGAUUUUCUGGCUCAGUUUCCUGAAGUCUCUGGUCCCAGUAGAAGAGCCCAUAGCUUUUGGUGGCAAGCUGAAGAACCCUCUCCGAGUUGUCUUGGUGGCCACACAUGCUGACAUCAUGAACGUGCCCCGUCCAGCCGGAGGGGAGUUUGGCUAUGACAAAGAUACUUCUCUACUGAAGGAGAUAAAGAACAGGUUUGGGAAUGAUCUGCACAUCUCCAAUAAGUUGUUCGUGCUGGAUGCCGGGGCUUCCGGGUCUAAGGACAUUAAAGUUCUUCGGAAUCACCUGCAAGAAAUUCGGAGUCAGAUUGUCUCGGGCUGCCCUCCUAUGACACACCUGUGUGAGAAAAUCAUCUCCACGCUGCCUUCCUGGAGAAAGCUCAACGGGCCCAACCAGCUGAUGUCGCUGCAGCAGUUUGUGUACGAUGUGCAGGACCAGCUGAACCCCCUGGCCAGUGAGGAGGACCUCCGGCACAUCGUGCACCAGCUCCACAGUGCAGGCGAGAUCAACAUCAUCCAGAGUGAGACGGUGCAAGACGUGCUGCUGCUGGACCCCCGCUGGCUCUGCACCAAUGUUCUGGGGAAGCUGCUCUCUGUGGAGACCCCCCGGGCCCUGCACCAUUACCGGGGCCGCUAUACCAUGGAAGACAUCCAGCGGCUAGUGCCUGACAGUGACGUGGAGGAGCUGCUGCAGAUUCUGGAUGCCAUGGACAUCUGUGCCCGGGACCUGAGCAGCGGGACCAUGGUGGACGUCCCUGCUCUGAUCAAGACUGACAACCUCCAGCGCUCCUGGACGGACGAGGAGGAUGAGGUGAUGGUAUACGGUGGAGUGCGCAUCGUGCCCGUGGAACACCUCACCCCCUUCCCGUGUGGCAUCUUUCACAAGGUCCAGGUGAAUCUGUGCCGGUGGAUCCACCAGCAGAGCACGGAGGGGGAUGCGGACAUCCGCCUGUGGGUAGGCGGCUGCAAGAUCGCCAACCGGGGGGCCGAGCUGCUGGUCCUGCUGGUGAACCAUGGCCAGGGCAUUGAGGUGCAGGUGCGUGGACUGGAGACAGAAAAGAUCAAGUGCUGCCUGCUGCUCGACUCCGUGUGCAGCACCAUCGAGAAUGUCAUGGCCACCACCUUGCCCGGAUUAUUGAUCGUGAAACACUAUCUGAGCCCCCAGCAGCUUCGGGAGCACCAUGAGCCUGUCAUGGUCUACCAGCCUCGAGACUUCUUCCGAGCACAGACUCUGAAAGAGAGCUCCCUGACCAACACCAUGGGCGGGUACAAGGAGAGCUUCAGUAGCAUCACGUGUUUCGGCUGUCAUGAUGUCUACUCACAGGCCAGCCUGGGUAUGGACAUCCAUGCUUCAGAUCUGAACCUCCUAACCCGGAGGAAACUGAGUCGCCUUCUCGACCCUCCCGACCCUAUGGGCAAGGACUGGUGCCUUCUCGCCAUGAACUUGGGCCUGCCAGAUCUGGUGGCCAAGUACAACAGCAACAGUGGGGCUCCUCGGGAUUUCCUUCCCAGCCCAGUGCACGCCCUGUUGCGGGAAUGGACCUCCUACCCAGAGAGCACCGUGGGCAUCCUCAUGUCCAAACUGAGAGAGCUGGGUCGCCGGGAUGCGGCAGAUUUUUUAUUGAAGGCCUCCUCCGUGUUCAAAAUCAACCUCGAUGGCAAUGGCCAGGAAGCCUAUGCCUCAAGCUGCAACAGUGGCACGUCUUAUAAUUCCAUUAGCUCGGUGGUGUCCCGGAGAAACUUCCAUGCUUGGACCCCACUGUAUGAUUUAUAAACAGACAAUAUGUGAGUGCCUUUUGCAGAAGAGGGUGUGUUGAAAUCAUCUGAGUCAGCCCGGAGCUGUCACCAAGGAAAUGCUACCUCUCUGUCCUUUGCUGUAUGCUGAUCAUCGCCAGAGGUGCUUCACCCUGAGUUUGUUUGUUUUUGUGUUCGUUUCAGGGGUUGGGGGUGGGGAGCAAUGUCUAUGUUAUAUUUGGCAAAGAUAGGUGAGAAUGGA
This is a messenger RNA of Perognathus longimembris pacificus (Pacific pocket mouse), 5064 nucleotides long. It is a transcript of the gene Dapk1, whose product is annotated as death associated protein kinase 1. Lineage: Eukaryota; Metazoa; Chordata; Mammalia; Rodentia; Heteromyidae. The transcript has 27 exons. The coding region runs from base 514 to 4842 and encodes 1442 amino acids. Gene Ontology annotation, cellular component: nucleus; cytoplasm. Gene Ontology annotation, biological process: positive regulation of apoptotic process; intracellular signal transduction; protein phosphorylation. The record is from RefSeq and is a predicted model, not a curated record. Gene Ontology annotation, molecular function: protein serine/threonine kinase activity; ATP binding; protein binding.